This is a messenger RNA of Plasmodium vivax (malaria parasite P. vivax), 11130 nucleotides long. RefSeq lists its product as hypothetical. NCBI's taxonomy places the organism in Eukaryota, Apicomplexa, Aconoidasida, Haemosporida, Plasmodiidae. Bases 703 to 11130 code for a protein of 3475 amino acids. The transcript has a single exon. The record is from RefSeq and is a predicted model, not a curated record.
UUGACAAAUGUUUCGUCAAUUCGGAUGUUUGAGGAAUGCUAUGGAUGCCAUGCAUUUCUUUUUUUUUUUUCACCUUUGUAUGCCACGCUUUGUCAGCUUGUUUCCCUCUGCCCAAUUUCCGCGAUUUUUUGAAAGUCAGGAAAUAGGGGAACGCCCAAUUCGCAACACCUUUGGAAAAUUCCCUUUGUUCGAUUAAUUUUUUACACGCUGUAUUUGUUUCACGUUUGUAUUCAUGUUCACCUCACCUGUCGUGAACUUUUUACGGGCAUCAUAAUUCGUUGCUGAGGAAAAUGAUAACCCCUUUGUCUUUUCCGUAACUUUUUUGAAGACCAGUUGGAAGUUGUCUUACGUGCGGGUAUUUGCGCAAAGCUGCUAAACUGCUAAACUGCGCUUAACUCUAUUUGUUCGUUUUACACAUAUGGGUGCGUCUACGCCCGUGUGCACGUGGUGAUGAGCGAAGACUCCUUCACGUGAACGAGCCCCCCCUCGCGCGUAAAUAUUUGUCCCCCAAAAAUUUGCAUGCACGUAACUCGUCUGCAAAUUGGUGAUUUUUUCCGCACACUUGUGACUAUCCCCGCGAAGCACAUACACCACUAUGCCGUUGUGAUGGUAUUAUCUCAUCUUGACAUUCUGACCUCCCCACGUUAACACAUGCGUGCACGUACACAUAUGCGCAUAGCCCCCCCUUAAACACACAUAUACAUGUUAGCCAAACAGGGGACGCAACUACCGCGCAGCAUGAACAGAACGGCCGACCCGAGCUACUCAAAUGAGGGCAGCCUGGAAAACGCCACAGUGCCUCACAAUGUAGAAGCAAAUGGCCAUGUGACGGAAGGGCAGACUUCCCAUGAUGGCACCCCCACCCAGAAAGACGAAAAAAUGGAUCAAAAAAAGCAAACUAAGCAGAACGAAGGGAAAACCAAUCCGCAUGAUGGGGAAGAAAAAAACAACCAAAUUACAAAUGAACUUUUGCUGAAGCAUCACGAAAUGGUUAGCUCGGAUAUACAGCAUAGGAACAUAACGCACAGAGGGAAGAAGGACUUGGUGGAGAAAAGACGAAAAACGUUUAGCGUCAGUUCCUCUAAGGCAGUUUUUCUAAAAGGGAAAAAAAACAUCUUUGAUACCCACUUGACGAAGGAAAAAUGUCAAGAAAAUAUCGAAAAAAUAAAUGAAAAAAUAAACAACACAAUGAAAAGGAUACUAAAAUUGUAUAACGAGUCAAACAAGAAGCAAUACUUAUCAAGGCUAUUCCAAAUGAAAGACAUCAAUUGUCUAUUCAGUUGCAUGUUCUUCUGUCUGCUGAUUAUAUUUUCCAUUAUGAAUGAAUACGUCGGAGUGUUACUCUCCAUCCUGCUACUGAUCAUAUCGAUACAGCUAAAAUUUAGUCGCUCAAAUAUGGCUUUGCUUAACUCAAUUGUUGCCAUUGUUUUCAUUUCCAUAGCCACUGCGUAUUCCUUUUCGAACAUAAAAGUGGAGGACAUCCCCGAUGAUAGCAUUACACGGACUGAUCUCUCAAAUGCGAAGACGAAUAGGAGACUACUAAUUUUGGAAACGGUCAUAUGUCUAGCCUAUGCUUCCAUCCUAUUUAUCUAUAUGAUUUCUCUACGGUCUGUAAAAAGGUGCAAAGAAAAACACGUCUGGAUAUACCACCAUAUAGUCACCUUUUUCAACUUCCUGGAUGUAUGCAUCCUCUUUACCUUUGGAGCGCUAGCCUUUUUCUUUAUCUUUAUUUGCCUAGGAGAAACGCUAUUCAUCAUCACGUCCUUCACGUUAUUCUCGACCAGUGUCCUUACCUACUCCCUUCGCAAAAACAGCAGCGUAGGAACGUUGAUAGUCCAAACGAUUGCCAUCAUAACGAAUGCGAUUACAGCUAGCACGUCUUUAUCGAAAAACACGGCAACACAGCGAUUGGCAGAUCUACCUCCUGACGAAUUGGGACAAUUGAGCAACAGGAUAUUCCUCUUCUAUAUGAUCUUUCUUAUCCUUUUUUUGGUUCUUCACUUGUUGUACAUUUUUUACAUUUUCUUUUCUCACAAGAAUGUCUUGGCCAAGUGCUUUUCCCAGAGGUCUGCCUACUACUCGAGCGUCUUUCCUCACCCCGCAAGAGCUGUGGAUGAUCACCCUGGCGAGGUUACCCACAGCAGUGCGAACGACCAAAGUGAUCAAAACAGCAUGUGUAAUAAAAAAUAUGAUAGGCACAGCAGAGGGAACCUCCCUAACAGGGGGGAGAUCCAUUUUGUGAGAGAAAAGUACCUACUCAGUUUAGAUGAUGAGAACAAAAUUCUUAACGUCCAGAGGAAAAGCUGCAAGCAGGUGCAGCUCGAUAUGGGCAAGUACACGUACAACGAGCUUCAUUUGUACAAGCACCUCCUGCUCAACACAGCGGUCGAGUUGAAGCGCUCGCUGUGGAGGCGCAGGGGGGGAGGGGCCACAUCCAGGGGGGCAAAAAAAAGGGGCAAACGGGGGAAAAGCACACAUAAUAGGAAUACACAUAAGAAGGCCACAUAUGAGAAGACCACACAUGAGAAGCUCAGUAUAGGUGAAAAGAAAAGACCCAAGCGAAUGCACCGGUUGAGAAGCCCGCCAAGCCAAGGAAACAGCCAGACGGAAGACUUCGUACUAAGCAUCAACGAGGAGUCGUCCGAAUGCCAGACCAACCACUGCAACACAGAUGAGGGUGCCAUCACUCGAGCAAAUAAAGGACGAUGCAGGAGGAACAACAAAAAGGGUGCACCUAAGAGUGCCCAUUUUUUGCUAAAAAAAAUAUCCCUCGUUCAGCAGGAAAGAAGGCGGAAUAAGGUCCCUCCAAAGAGGCCACUGCAGAAUUAUGAUCUUUACCUUACGCACUGCGAAAAUGAUAUAUACUGUCCCUCCUCCCUAUUUUACACAAAAUACACACACAUAAUAGAUGUCCUAUUAGAAAACUACGAUGAGCUUAUAUUUUACUUGGACCGAAAGAAGUUCUUCCUGGGGCUAAGCCGGUUGGCUGAAAGGGCAGAUCCACCUGCAAAGGGUCAAAUUGUUUCCUGCCAAAAUGGCGCAACUGAAGGGGAUAUAUCCAAAUGCGGAUCGGCUGUAAACUCCAGUGUAAUUUCACCGAAGAGUAGCAUGAACGACUCUUCGCCUCCUUUAUCACACCCAACUUUGGAAAAGAUUGCUGAGUCGCCAUCCCUUCAGAAUGAAUCUUCAGAGUCGAGUUCGCUAAAGGAUGCCUCUACUCCCCCAUCGGAAGAAAGAAGUCCCAAUUACAUGCACACAAAUUGGACUAGCCAACUUAGCAGUAGUGUACACUUAACGACCGAAUACGGGGCAGCAACUGAGGGAGAUUUCCUAAAGGCGCAAAGUUGUAGAGCCGAUUUGAUAACUAGUGCGUCCAAAUGGGCAGAGGUGCUGAACGGAACCGAAGAUGAAUUAAACGAGUGUUACUCACUCUUCAUGCUAAACGCAGAAGGGAACGCGGCGAGGGAGAGGGCCAACUCGCUGUUUAGCAAUCUCAACAGUGAUUAUAUGAACAUCCCCGUGUUCUCCUCCGCGUCCAACUCGCACACUGACGAUGAGGACGGAAAAGCGGCGGAGGGCAAAGCGGCAGAGAGCAAAACCGCAGACAACAAAACCGCGGAGAACUACUUCUGGUACUACUCCCCCGGCAUCAUCGGAAGGGUGUACAAAGAAUGGCUAAAAUGUAAAAAUUUAGAUUAUAAAAAAAUGAACAACGAUUUCUACUACCUCUUCGCUAACUCGAACAAGCUGCACGAAUUCAUCAAGUCCAAUCACACCACUCUGGAAAAACAGGAGGAAAUUAAACUCUUCAAUAUUAGUCAAGUGCUAAGCAGCAACAAUAGUAUUAUAAAUUCUAUUAAGAAAUCCUUUUCGUCUUUUAAGGCUUCUCACGUAUUUGCGGAGGAGGCACCUAGCAGCAGCUCUUUGAACCGAAUAAUACACACCUUCUUAAUGGACACCAACAGCAACAUUGAAAGGCUGUGCCUGGUUGAUUCUAAGAAGCUACAUCCCUUUUUAGAGGACACGAACAUAAAUAAAUUUCUUUCAUCAUUAUACGAACAGGAGGGGAACGAAUUCCUGCAGGGAGAGAUGACUCUCUCCCCAUCAGGGCUUACUCCAGAUUUGAUUGAGCAGCUGAACCAGAUCGUUGCAGAGAAGCAAUCCGAAGAGGGGACCCCAAUGAAGGGCCAUUCCACACACCUGGUGGGGAAAGCGUCUCCUCUUGGUGGUGGUAGGGAGGACGACCUACUUGCUGAUCAACACAACGCCAUUCUAAGGAACUACCAAAAUGGGUCACCUCCCAGAGGAGAAGCGCACGAAAUGGAUCCCCCCCUGUGGAAUGCACUAAGUGGUGCCCCGAGAAAGGAAAGCCGGCAACCGUCACCGCAAGCAAAUCGUGAAGACGUGAUAAAUCUCAGAACCUCAAACCUGCAGGGGGACCACGGAGAGAACUUCGACUUGAACGACCUCCUAAAUUACGCCGAGUCGCUCAUCCUGCAGAACAGGCAAAAUGGGGCGGCCCAGGGGAGCGGCCAACCAGGUAGAGGCGGAACAGGCGGCACAUGCGGCAUAGACGGAACAGGCAACACACCGGGGCAGAUGCAAACCUAUUUGGAUGCCAAUUCGGACGCCAAUUCAGACGCCGACUCCACCGACAUAAAACACUUUGACGAAAUUUUAAGCAACUUCAUUAAAAACUUCGUGUCCACCCGGGACAGCGGGGUGCCCCCUAGUAGCUCCAGGCAAAGCGAGCAGAAGCAUGAUGACCAAAUGAACUCCUUGAAAAAUAUAGAGGAAAUUUAUUCCAAUAUAAAAAAAACCAUCUGUGAUGAGGAGGCAAGCGGGGCGGCCCCCGCGGAAGGCAGUGUCAAAAGAAAUGGAGAAUCCCUAGCCAAGCAAAUAAUCCACACCAAGAAAAAAGAGAUGCACCUGAAAAAGAGAAGCGUGCAAAAUGAGCAGCACCUUUCGAAUGCUCUAAAAAGAAGCGAAGAUUCAAAUGGAAGUAACGAGUUAAAUCAAAGCCUCGCAACAGGGGGGAAGGGACACCAACUGGGGAACCUCAUCACAGUGAAGAACAAGUCCAAAGGGAGCAUCGAGUGCUUAAGGAAGAAGGGCAAAAAGGGUACGAACGACUGGACAUAUAGCGCAUUUAAUGAGUACAUAAAUAACGAUUUAAAACUUGAAAAGAAAAAAAAAAAAAUAGGUAGCAAAACGGUUCCAAGCAGGACCGAUUCGGUGCCCUCAGAUGAUGUAGGCGCAAAUAUGAUGUUCACCCUGAUUUGUAACAGCAGCGAGGAAAAUGUUAAGAGUCAGAAGAGGAGACAAAAUAAAAUUCUCGAAGAGGCGAAACUUCACGUUGAGGAUACACAGAAGGAUGGCCAUCUAAGUGAGACACAAAACUGGGGCAACAUCUCAGAAGGGUCUCUUCCUGCGUAUGCGACUGAUGGGGGGCAUGCACACCCAAGGGGUAAAAAAUUUGAAUCCGCCCAGAAGGGGUCAUCGUCCAAGUUGAACAGCGCAAAAUUGAAGAGAGAGAGGAAUAACAAUCCAAAGCAAUUGAACGACGCAAAAAUCAACCACUCACGUGGAAGCAGUGGCAGCAGCGGUAGCAGCGUUAGCAGCACACACGAAGGGGGGACCUCCAACGCGGAAAGGGCCAACGAGCCGUACCACCGCAUACCCCAGGGGGAGACGAAAGAUGUGCCGACUCAGAGCAAAAUGUACAUUUCAAAUAGUCACAUCGUGGAUGGUAGGGAGAACUCCAACUUGGAAGACGGCCCUAGGAGAUCACUCCUUCAAGACAGUCAAAAAUGGAAGGGCAAAAAUGAGAAGUGCCACCAGACGGGGGAGCUAACAUUAGGCGUUGCGCAUAUUACACAAAAGGGGCUUCUUCUCCAUGGGAGUAAAUCCAAUAGCAGCGUCUCCGCACCGGCGCUGAGGUGCCCCCUCGGUCAUGCAAAAAGGAACAGUGAGUACGCCCAUGAGGGGACGCAAAAGAGCCUCAACAUGGAAAGCCCCCACAUUGCAGAACACCAAGAGAUACCGUCAAACCAGCUAAAGGAAAAAGAAAAUGCAAAAUGGAAUCACCAACUGGUGAGCGUAAAAAUGAGCGGAGCAAGCAACCCAACACACAUCCCAUCCCCUGUAAAGGAGUACUUCAUGCAUAGCAACCAAGAGAGUUACAACCAUUCCAGCAACUUCUAUUCAGCGCAAGGUUGUGAGCGAUCUGGUGAAGGCAACCCCUAUGGAGGGGAGCUCUCCAACCGUUCUAAUUCCCCCAAAUGUGGUGAAAAAAAAAAUGAUGACUCUUACAAAUCUUCAAAUGCACACCAAACGAGCAGCAACUUUAACCUGGACACCCAUGACCUCAUAAAGGAUUUGAAAAAAUAUUUGUGCUCAUCUCCAAAUAGCGUCGAUCUGGAAGACAGCAAACUGAAUGAUACCUUCCUCCUCGAGUUUAUCAACAAAUACUUGGAGAAUAGCAACCCCUGUGAAGUGAGCGUAUACAACGAAGUGGUGUUUGAAGAGGCAAGCGCAAAAAGGGAUAGCCACCAAGUUGCCACCGAGCAGAAGAACCAACAGAGCGAACGCACCAACGUUAGAGGCACACAAGAAAAAAAAACAGAGUACUACCAUCUGUGUGAUGAUAAGAAGUGGAAGGGAGAGGAAGACAAAAACGUAGGGGGGACACUCUCCUCCAAUUUUUACGAUGAAUACAUUGUGAACUUCCUCAAUACGUAUAUGUUUGAAAACAGCGACCGGUUGAUGAAGAACGCCGUUUUGAAAGACAAGCAGGAAGGAAGUGCGAAGGUGGAGAAGGACGUGGGAAAGGAUGGACUACCACUGGACGUUAAAUCUGCAAUGGUCUUCAAGAAGGGUGAAAAGGAGGGCUUCCUCCAUUUGGAUUGUGGUAGUUUCUAUGGUAAUGCAAAUCAUGAUGAUGGGCAGGGAAAACUCCACAGUGAUUACUACAAUAAAGAGGAAGGCAUUACCCUCAAAGGGGCUCAACUAAAGAAGAAACAAAAUGACACCCAUUUAGGAGGAAGUAACUUGCAUAGGAAGGAGCCCAAUAGAUAUCUGUUCAACGCCAAUGAGGUAAGAAUUACUGGGGAACACGUGCCAUGGGAUCACGCUGGAGAAACCGUUCACCCCUACAAGGAUCGAAACAAAAAAGGGACCCUCUUUUCAAGACAAAGCAUGCUUGAGGAGUUAGUUAUUUCGAAGGGGAAAGAAGACGAGGUAGCAGAACAGAGGCAACAAAACGGUGGCAAAAAUGAGAAGAAAAAAACGACCAGUGACAUCUUCUACAGCAUAAGCAACUUAGAAAGUGUUAACGAAGAUGAACCGCUGAUUCGUUUGAGAGGCAAAACGAACAGCAGCAACAAUCACUCAGGGGAGGAAAAGGAAAAAGGAAUGAUAAUUAAAAAGGCGGAUUUAAAUUUAGUCUUGCAAAGCAGUGGUAGCGAAAAACAGAGUCACGAAGAUGCCCCCUCCUCUGAUGAAGCAAACUCUGCGAACGGUGUGGAAACUGCACAAAAGGAACAUCCCCUUCACAUUUAUAAACCAGAUGUGAACAUAUUUGGCCAAGCGUACGGAUUUGAAAGCAAACUAUCUGACGUUAGCUCGUCUGCGGGCAUUGAACCCUCGGGGCUACUAGUCGGAAGCGACGCCUUGUACGAAUCCUUCGCUUAUAAAAGUUUCGAAAAUGUAGAUAACAUGAAAAGAGGGGUGCACCAGAUGAGCAGUAAAGAAGCUACGGAUGAUGCGGGUGGGGACUUGGGCGAACAGAAAUCAGCGGGCACAGUCAGUGGGGAAAUUGAUGGGUCUAACGAAAAGGAUAAAAUGGAAACGCUUCCCUAUAGAGGUGUUGUCACGGAGGAAGGUGCUAAUAGGAGCAGCUGUGCUGGGGAGAUGAAGGGGGAACAGGGUCAACCGCGCUGCGUCUCUCCCCCCACUUGGAACCAUUCAACGGUGCACACCGCGGGGAUAGACGCGAUAGGCUCAGGUAGGCAAGCAGAGCUAAACCGAGGUGAGCCCAACCCAAGUAGAGAAGACCACCUGGGAAGCACCCACGCAGAGCAUCAAAUCGGGAAGGAAAAAAAUUACCUAAAAGGCAAUUUUACCAAUUAUGAAAUAUACGAUGGUUCAAAAAUCAGCGGCGGUAUCGGUGAGAGAACUGGCGCAAAUGCAACAGACCAAUCGAAGAACGAAGCGAAUACCCAGGUGGAGAUGAACCUUUGCGGAAAAACUCCCCCCUUCGAGGAAGAGAAAAUAACACAAUCUAAGUGCAGCACCAAUUUGGGAGCAGCCCCACUCGGAGAUAGUUACAAAAAUGUUAACCACGUGGAUGUGCUCCAAGUGGACCACAACAUGGUCACAAAAAUGAUGACUUAUGAUGAGCCAGAAGCAGGGAAGAUUCCACUGUUAUGCACAUAUGGAGGAAAAGUACCCAAAAAUGUUGGAGGCUCUCCGAACAACUCCUUCUUACCUGGGGAAAGAUCUUCCUCUCUGGGAGGCAAAAGUCCCAUCGAUUCUCAAAACGGUUCACCAAGUAACCACAUAAAGGGGAGGAACAAAUCUGGCUGCUCCAGCAGCGUGGAAGGAGCCCAACAGAACAUCCCUCAAACGGAUGAGCGAAAGAAGACGCGGGGUAAUUCCUAUCAGCAGCACUUCCUGAGAAGGGAAACACGUGUGGGUGCUGGUCCUCGAGGCGGAAAAGAUGCCUCUCAUGGGGGAGGGAAAAAAAAAGAUGAUGCAGAAGAGGUGCACGUGGACGAAGCGACCAACUCGAUCGAUGAGGUCGAAGCGGACAUAGACGACUCCUCCGGAGAGUCCUCCUCGAAGGGGAACGCGCGAACGAGUUGGAGGCCCCCCAGGAGCCACACCAAAUUGACGCUCACGGAGAGGACGCCCAUCAGCUUAGGAAACUCGCAAAGCACUGAAAGUGACGUGGAGGAGAAGCGAAGUGCAACGAAAAAAUGGGAUUUGGUGGGUGCACAUCGCCAUAAGCAGGAAAAUGAAUUGAGCCCAAGAAGGAGAAAAAAAAAGAACUGCACCACCGUAAGAGGCCGCAUCAUGAAGAACAGCGAUCACAUUUUCUACAACUCGGACUACAUCAAACACUUCAACAGCAUCAUUAAAACGUAUUCGUGGUCACCUGAAAAUUUACACAUAGGGGAGAGCAAUUACUCCCUCAAAAAAUACAACACGUGUAUAGACACGGCCAGCACAGAAGAUAGUGAUGACGCAUCGAAAGUGAAAUACUUCGUGAAGGAUGUCCUGGGAGAAAACUCCAAUUCGAUUGCCUCAUCCAGUGGGUACGAAAAGGGAGAGAAGAGCAAACGCAACAGGGAACUCAGCCGUGAAGCAAAAUUGCACCAUCUUCUAAAAUCGCGCAAAGAAAAGCGUAAAGAAUACAAGCACAAAGCCCUUCACGGGGACGUAAUGAAAAGUAUCAAAACGGACACGCAAGAAUCCUUCAUUGAGUUAAUCGAACAGGGUAACAUUUUCCCCACUAUAAGACGCAGCAGGGAGAGAAGUGGUGCCCUCCAUCGUAGUCUCCCCUCGAACAGUGACAACGGUAUGAUGCAAAAGGGAGGGAAGCUAUCCAAAAGGGGCACAUCAAAUUAUUUCCCCUCUUCCCACCAUUCCAGUUUUUCCCAUUCCUCCGAGCAAAGUGACCUUCCGCGAGAGAGCAACACGCAGCUGUGCGCCAGGAAAGAUCUCAAGGAGCCCCCCAAACUGAGUAGCCUAUCGCAGAGUGGCCUCAACAUGGAGGACAUAAAAGUGUUCACAGAUGACGGGUUCAAUGACGAGUACAAUCUUUUUUACAACUGGAAUGAACUCAAUAAGGAAGUUAACCAUGAAAUGGAGAGAAAGGAAAAUUACAAAAAAAAAUAUUUUUCCAAAAAAAAAAUGAACAGUUUGAGGCUGUUCAGAGGCAAUCUUAACAAGUCACGCGGGAGGCUCCAUUUAAGUGAAGACAUUUAUGUCGAUGGUGGUACCUCACGGGGAAGGCAAAAUGGUAGCAGUUCACCAUUUUACAAUGGCACAAAAGGGAUGCGAAGGGCGGUCACUAUAGGGGAUGCCGACUCGAGCAAUUUUUACAGCUUAGAAAAAAGGGGAAACAAAAAUGCAGUCUCGGUCAACACAUUGGGAGAGGAGACCACACGGAGGGGACCCACUGUUCGCGGGCUUCACAGUGCGCAUGACUCCAAUUACGAACUGAAGAACGGCCUAGCGAAAAGAGGACACACACAAAACAACAGCUCGUCUAUCAUUUCUCUGGAUGAAGAAAAGUUGGUAAGAAACGACCUGACCAUUGCAAAAAAUUUGCAGCACGACGAAUCGGUUCAUAUAAAUUCUAACUUCUCUUUCGAAUCGAAGUAUGCGGGAAGUUUGUGGCAAAAGGUGAAAGGCGGCGCAGUUGGGGAGAGGACCAAUCUAGAGGAUAGCACCGUAAUGGACUCCCCAACAGGGAAGUACCACCCUAAGCAUGACGGCUACUCGAACGGGGGAGUUAACACAGGUAGGAAAAACAUAAAGACCAAUUCGAAGGGAGAAGUAAUGAAAAGAACACUAAGCAAAAGGGAAAAAUCGCUAACUGGGGGACAAACCAACACAAACCAUUUGGCAUCAUCACACCUACCGCCGGAUUCUCCAGACAAUUUCGUUCACGAGUUAAAAAGAAAACUGGCCGCAAAAAAUGCCCAGGAGAAGAAAAACCAAAUGGGGAGCGACCCAAAUCAUGAUGGUGACAACCAGGCGUCCAAAAAGAAGACCCAAAUCGACGCCAAAAAGCAGACCCAAAUCGAAGCUAAAAAGAAGACCCACAUCGACGCCAAAAAGCAGACCCAAAUCGACGCCAAAAAGCAGACCCAAAUCGACGCCAAAAAGCAGACCCACAUUGACCCCAAAAAACUUACCAGCGCCAUUCGAAAUUUUAAAAAUUACAAAAAAAUGUCUCGUGACAAUAUGAAAGCCGCCCAAGUGCGACUGCCACCAAAGAACGCAGACGCGAAGAAACACAAACCUUUAAAACUGCGCUACUCGGUGGACAGCUUCUACAAUGUUAUAAAUAGCGAAGACGACGCAAAUGAGGACAUGUUCGUCCGCAGGCCGCAGCAGUGA